UAAGCGCCAGCGCGCGAUUUUUCGAAGAAAAUGGCGUCUUGAUUUCGAAAACAAGCAGCGACAAAUUUGACACUAGCCUACAUUGAACUGCAUCUCCUCACAGAAAAAGGGAUCUGUCCAGUGUCCACCUGUUUUGCUUCAUCGUCUAGAGAUCCACCAGGCACAAUGGAAUCGGACACGAGGUUUGCCCAUCUGCUCCAGCCAAUCAGGGAUCUAGCUAAGAACUGGGAGGUGGAUAUAGCAUCCCAUCUAGAGGACUAUGUUACUGAGAUGGAGGCAAUAGUGAUCAGCUUUGACGGGGGUUCCACCACCAUGAACUUUGCUGAAGCUGCACUCCUUAUCCAAGGCACGGCCUGUAUCUACAGCAAGAAGGUGGAAUACCUCUAUGCCUUGGUCUACCAGACACUAGACCUGCUCGCGAGUAAAAAAAAAAUGACGCAGGCUUGUUCGGUUGAUGCAGAAGGAAAGGACACAGACGCAUCGUUUGCAUUUAAAAAGAAUGAGAUUGAGUUUUUAUCAUUAGAUGAUCUCCCAGUGGCAAAGAACAUUGACCUAAAGGAAGAAAAUGAGCGCAAUCACAACAUGACUGGGCACCUCCUAGCACAAACACCCCUAUCACUACUCAAAGUGGAAGGUGCCGACAGAGGGAUCCCAUUGACAAACCGUAAGGGUGAGACGGUGGGUUACAAGGGAGACUUCCGGAUCAACAGCUCCAUGUUCCACUCCUCGCGAGCCCUCCUCAUAGACCCCUCCCACCUGUCCCUCCUAGAGCAAUCCAUGAUGAGACAUCCCUCGUCUACACCGGCUAACUUCAUACUCAAGGCUGCCUUCAGUCCAGAGAAGAAUGACAACGUCCUGCCUGAGAUUCCAGAUGACAUCGACGAUGACAUUCCUAAGCAUGACAUUAGUGCUGAUGAUGUUGAGAUGGGGAUGCCUUUCGAUGACUCGUUUGAGGAGCAACAGCCCAUGCAGGUUGAAGAGAAGAGAGCGUUGAGGGCAAGGGUCGUUGCCCCCAUCAAGCCAAUCAAAGAGUUUGUUGACCCCUGGGAACCUCUCGAUCCUCAUGAUAGCAAAGGAGUGGUAUCUAAACCAUACAAGAAAGGAAAGUGUUUCAAGAUUCCAGCAUCGAUGACAAAGAAUGGUGGGAAGGGCCGGAAAAGAAAAAAGGAGCCGGCCCAAGAGAAAGCAGAACUCUGUCCGAUCGUAGAAUUCAUCAACAAAGCUUAUUUCUCACACGCGUCCAAGCUUCCAAGCAACCCUUUAAAGCUACCAUACCAUGAAGAGUUUGAAUACCUCUACUACACAGAAUAUAAGAAACAAUUGGACACCAGCAGGAGAGAGAAAAGACGAUUGGCUCAACAGGGCAAGUUUGAAGAGCUUGCCAAGAGAGAGAUGCAGGAGGCUGCAGAGGCUGAGGAUUACCAUGGUAACGGCGGUGGUGAUGCGAUCCCGGAGAUGGAUGAUGGAGGAGAUAACUUUGGUUUUGACGGGCCUGAAGAUGUAGAUGAUGAGGACCAGGUCCAGGAAGAUAGACUAGGAGGAGGAGGACAGGAUGAUUUCAUGGCGAACAGUCAGGAUGCAAUAGUAACCAGCUAUGAAGAACUUGUUAGAAAACAUGUGGAAGCAUACCUAGCGAGUGCUUCAGAGUAUGCCCAGAUGACUGAGUUAUCCAAGAGAGUCCAGCAGUGGGAGGAUAGAAUAACACCUGUACUAGCAAGAGAGGAAAAAUUUGCAUAUUUCGACAUCAACCAGUACGGCAAGUUUGUCCUGGAUAGGUUGGACAAGGUCCAGAAGGAGUCGCAGAAGAAAGAGAAGGUCACGACCUUCUGUGAGGUCAUGGAGGACAGGCAGAUCCAUGAGGUCAGCCGCUACUUCCUUGCAACGCUUCAGUUGGCCAACAACUACAACGUAGAAGUGACGAGUAAAGGCCCCGGCGACGAAGGCAUGGACACUAUGGCCCUCAAGCUGCUCAACAUGAAACAACAUCACGAGAACAUGGCCGAGUACAGAGCGCCAUCUGUAGACGAUAACAUGCAAUGAUGCGCCAUCUCCGAAUUAGAUAUCGUCUUCCAAGAGCCCGAAGGGUGUUAACUCAUACACUUUUACACAGAGUUAACACCUUGUGGCUGUCAACAGAGGACUUGCUGAAUGGUGUACUUCAUUGUGUCGUUUUCACCAAAAUGUCACGUGAUAAGUACAAAUUCACCAACAUCCCAUUAAAAUGCGUGUAAAAUUUAACUCCCAGCCUGGCACUACGUCCUUUGGCAAGACAAAAUCUACAUUUGCCACUCUCCACCCAGGUAUUAAAUGGGGACCCGGUAGAAUGCGAAAUUUAAUCUAUAAAAUGGCACCUGGCUGGAAUGCUCCCCAGGGAGUGGAGAAUGCGCAUACACUGUGUGUGGGCAAGUCUGAAUCCGAUGCCCGGGCAAUAAUAAAGCGCUUACAGGCCUCGUCGAUGGAUUGCUAAAUAAAAGCAAAAUAUUAUUAUUAAUGUAAUAUUGUACACUCUAUGCCACAGGCAAUAAUGCCUUUAUUUUGACGUUUGGUUAUUGAAUUCCAGGGUGAGAGAAUUUGCUAAAAAAGUAAAAUCAACUACUUACUAUCAUUAGGUGGUUGUUGAGAGUAACAAAACAUAGACAAACUAAGGAAAGCUUGCUGAAAAUUACAGUUAAAUACGCAUAGUAGUGGGCUCUCAUUGGGAAUUUGACACCAUUUGAGUGUUUACCUAAUAAAAGAUGUCAUUCACCAGGUUUAGCCUUCAGACCAAUAGGCCUUAUGCAAUGCUCUGCAUUUUCCAUCAAUCGCCCCAUAUG
This is a messenger RNA of Strongylocentrotus purpuratus (purple sea urchin), 2813 nucleotides long. RefSeq names its product condensin-2 complex subunit H2 (gene ncaph2). Bases 166 to 2040 code for a protein of 624 amino acids. Gene Ontology annotation, molecular function: chromatin binding. Gene Ontology annotation, biological process: meiotic chromosome condensation; mitotic sister chromatid separation. Lineage: Eukaryota; Metazoa; Echinodermata; Echinoidea; Camarodonta; Strongylocentrotidae. The record is from RefSeq and is a predicted model, not a curated record. Gene Ontology annotation, cellular component: nucleus; condensin complex. The transcript is spliced from 16 exons.